Oncorhynchus tshawytscha (Chinook salmon) is the source of this 1239-nucleotide messenger RNA. RefSeq names its product glucose-6-phosphatase catalytic subunit 1-like. Gene Ontology annotation, molecular function: glucose-6-phosphatase activity. Gene Ontology annotation, biological process: gluconeogenesis; glucose 6-phosphate metabolic process. NCBI's taxonomy places the organism in Eukaryota, Metazoa, Chordata, Actinopteri, Salmoniformes, Salmonidae. The record is from RefSeq and is a predicted model, not a curated record. The transcript has 5 exons. Gene Ontology annotation, cellular component: membrane.
CAGAACUAUGGUACUGCCAGCGGGCAUCUCAGCAGACACCUCUGCUCUUCUGACGUAGGAUAUCAGACACAGCAGCAGCUAUAGACUAGUUAUCGAAGACUGUUCUUAACGUUAGUGUGACUGUCAGGUACAGUGAACUAGAGAGCAGCCAUGGACACCGUCCACGCCUAUGGAGUUAGCGCCACACGAUACCUCCAGACUCACUACAGGGACACUCAGAGCUGGUUCCUAUUUGUUUCCAUGGUAGCUGACCUGCGGAACACCCUCUUUGUUUUCUUCCCUGUGUGUUUCCACCUGCGGGAAUCAGUGGGGGUCAAGCUGGUCUGGGUGGCUGUGGUGGGAGACUGGCUCAACCUUAUCUUCAAAUGAAUCCUGUUUGGCGAGCGUCCCUAUUGGUGGGUUCAAGAGACUCCUUACUAUGGCAACUCAUCAGCGCCACAAAUUGGGCAGUUCCCUAUGACCUGUGAGACUAGUCCAGGAAGUCCGUCGGGUCAUGCCAUGAGUGCUGCAGGGGUUUACUACGCUAUGAUCUCAUCACUCCUCGCCAUCCUCCUCAAGGAACACGGGGGUCACAUCAAGAACUGGUGUGUCCACGGGACCCUGUGGGCUGUCUUCUGGUGUGUGCAAGUGUGUGUCUGUCUCUCCAGGGUUUUCAUCACUGCCCACUUCCCUCACCAGGUUGUCGCUGGGGUCGUCACAGGCAUCCUAGUGGCGGAGACCUUUGACCGGGUCCACUGGAUCUACAGGGCUAGCCUGAGGCGCUACGUCUACACCACCCUCUCCCUGCUCUCCUUCGCUGUGGGCCUUUACCUGGUCCUCAGGGGCCUGGGGGUGGACCUGCUCUGGACCCUGGACAAGGCCCAGCGCUGGUGCCUGCAGCCCUAAUGGGUCCACAUAGACACUACACCCUUCGCCAGCCUCCUGCGCAACACCGGCACUCUGUUAGGCCUGGGCUUGGGCUUGCACUCGCCCCUCUACGGCGAGGCCCGGAGAGUAGGCGGUGGUGCCACAUAUAGGCUGGCAUGCGUGGGCGCCACACUGCUGCUGCUCCACCUACUGGACUCAUUCAGGCCACCAGCCCACACCAGGGCUCUGUUCUACCUGCUGUCCUUCUGUAAGAGUGCCACUGUGGGCAUAGUGCCCUACUGCGUGGCCGAGGCAGCGGGACGGAACGGAAAGAAACACCAGGGCUCUGUUCUACCUGCUGUCCUUCUGUAAGAGUGCCACUGUGGGCAUAGU